Messenger RNA from Verruconis gallopava, 679 nucleotides. RefSeq lists its product as uncharacterized. The annotation marks the transcript as partial. The record is from RefSeq and is a predicted model, not a curated record. The transcript has a single exon. Lineage: Eukaryota; Fungi; Ascomycota; Dothideomycetes; Venturiales; Sympoventuriaceae.
UAUCCCAAUUUACUCUCCACUCUUAUCCUUGUCCAAUAUUGCGGCGUUGGCAGGUGUAACCUUAUGAUUUUCUCGAACCUUCUCUCUUUCUUCCUAUCUGAGCUUACGGAAUUUCAACUAGUUCCACACGUGCACCAGGACCAGAAGGCAUGCCUUGCACCCAGCCUCCCUAGGAUAAAUUCUAUACAUAUACCUUCGCUUAUAAAGGUUCUGCGCAUGAUAGCAAUACCAUUCAUUAAAGACAUACUAUCCGUCGAUCUCGUAGCAUGCCAAUUUCGGUCUUGCUCGCUUCUGGUCCAUCCUACAGCCCUGUUGGUCACUGAAUCCAACAUGACAUAGACAUCCUAUAUGAGGUGUGACAAAGUGAGCCUUUCACAAGACGGAAGACUAUACACAUGCUGUAGUGCAAAGCAAUGGCGUUGAAUGAGGAGUCAGGCUAAGCUCAAAGGGUGUGGGCAAAAUAAAUCCUACAUAGCUUGAGUGCAUGUCAUACAAUCGCAAAGCCUCUCACACAGCGAUGGCAGGGAGCCAAGGCCGGACUAGCACCAGAGCCUCGCCGCUAGAGAAAGUGGCGACGCCGCGUUGGUGCUGGAACCUCACUACAAGAUAGAUAGCUUAAGAGAGAAAAGCUCCCUAGCGAUCAUUCUCAAUCUACAAUUCGUGCUCCUGUGCCGCACCC